CGUACCUUGGUUCGAGUGUCAUUUUACUUAAACUUUUCUAUGUGAUUUAAUUUAAGGAUUAGAAAAUAAAUCGUUGUUAUAAAUCGUGGACUGAUUACAUUUUCCACGAUUUUCGUUAUCAAUAUAUCAAUCUUUAGAAAACAGGAUAUCGUUUAAUCACUUACUAAUUUAUUACUACUGAACGAUUCCAGCGUUUGAAUGUCAUAAAAUAAAAAAUUCAAUUGUGCGAUUAUUCGACAAUCAGAAAAUUUACAUAGAAAAAAUGAUAAGCUGGGAUUUAUAUAAGCAGCAAUCUUUAAUUUGCAAUACAGUAUUCGUUAUUGUUGCUACUUAAAACAAAACACUUGAAAACAUGAGUAAACUUCUAUUAAUUGCUAUCAUCGGAAUCUGCAUCCAAGCAUGUGUUGGUUUGGAUCCGGACUGCUCUGUAAAUGAUCCUUUAGAUUUAACUUUUUAUCCCAUGCCUCGCUGUAAUAAAUUUUACCAAUGCGUUAAUGGUGAACAAUUAAUUUUUACGUGCCCGGAAGAUCUUGUAUUCAAUUUUCAAGCGCAAACUUGUGAUUAUCAACAAAAUGUUGAUUGCGAGAAUCAAAUUGCACCAACUGACGGUCCAAUUAUUACUGAGGAACCAGUUACGAAUCACCCACAAUGCGGACCUGAAGUAGAUUUAACGUUUUUCCCAAUGCCAAAAUGUAAUCAAUUCUUCCAAUGCGUUGAUGGUCAACAACACGUUUUUACUUGCCAACAAGGACUCGUUUUUAACUUCCAAGAACAAGUUUGUGAUUAUCCCGCAAAUGUUGAUUGCGAUAAUCAAGUUUCCCCAACUCAAGGUCCAACGGGUACUGAAGAACCAGUUACGAAUCACCCAAAAUGUGGACCUGAAGUAGAUUUAACGUUUUUCCCAAUGCCGGAAUGUAAUCAAUUCUUCCAAUGUAUCGGCGGCCAACAACACGUUUUUACUUGCCAACAAGGACUGGUUUUUAAUUUCCAAGAACAAGUUUGUGAUUAUCCCGCAAAUGUUGAUUGCGAUAAUCAAGUUGCCCCAACUCAAGGUCCAACGGGUACUGAAGAACCAGUUACGAAUCACCCACAAUGUGGACCUGAAGUUGAUUUAACCUUUUUCCCAAUGCCUGAAUGUAAUAAAUUCUUCCAAUGUAUCGGCGGCCAACAACACGUUCUUACUUGCCAAGUAGGACUCGUUUUUAAUUUCCAAGAACAAGUUUGUGAUUACCCAGAAAAUGUUGAUUGCGACAAUCAAGUUGCUCCAACUCAAGGCCCCUCAAGUACUGACAAUCCAGUUACGGUCCACCCGCAAUGUGGACCUGGUUUUGAUUUAAGUUUUUAUCCUAUGCCUGAAUGUAAUCAAUUCUUCCAAUGUAUAGGCGGCCUACAACAAAUUUUUACUUGCCAAGAAGGACUCGUUUUUAAUUUCUACGAACAAGUUUGUGAUUACCCAGAAAAUGUUGAUUGCGAUAAUCAAGUUGCGCCAAGUUCUAAAUAUUUUUCCGUUGCAAUCUUUGCAAUUAUCCUCCAAGCUUCUCUCGUUUUGGCCUAUCCAGAUUGUGCCACAAAUGAUCCAGAAGAUUUAACUUUUUACCCAAUGCCCGAAUGCAAUCAGUUUUAUCAAUGCGUUAACGGAGAACAAGCAGUUUUCACCUGCCAAGAGGGUCUUGUUUUCAACUACGAACAACAAUACUGCGAUUAUCCCGAAAACGUAGAUUGUGAUAAUCAAGUUGAUCCACCAACUGAAGAACCUGAAACUACUGAUGAACCUGGAAGUACCGAUGAACCUGAAAAUACCGACGAACCUGAAAAUACCGAUGAACCAGUUACCAAUCAUCCAGAUUGUGGGUCUGAAGAAGAUUUAACUUUCUAUCCAAUGCCCGAAUGUAAUCAAUUUUAUCAAUGCGUCGGUGGUCAAAAAUACGUCUUUACUUGUCAAGAAGGACUCGUUUUUAACUUCGAAGAACAAGUUUGUGAUUAUCCCGAAAAUGUUGAAUGUGAGUAAUGUAAGGAUCUAAUAUGAACAGGAUUAGAUAGCGAUGUAAGAUUGAAUACAAAUAUUGUGAUUGUUUAAUAAAUUCUAUUUUAAUGCAAA
Messenger RNA from Onthophagus taurus, 2098 nucleotides. RefSeq names its product chondroitin proteoglycan 2-like. The record is from RefSeq and is a predicted model, not a curated record. Lineage: Eukaryota; Metazoa; Arthropoda; Insecta; Coleoptera; Scarabaeidae. Gene Ontology annotation, molecular function: chitin binding. Gene Ontology annotation, cellular component: extracellular region.